Molecule: messenger RNA, 1023 nt
Organism: Ostertagia ostertagi
Lineage: Eukaryota; Metazoa; Nematoda; Chromadorea; Rhabditida; Trichostrongylidae
Source: the annotation of a GenBank genome assembly
AUGAAGUGGAGAAUCCCUCUGCACAUGGAGAACUCGGUGCUCUCGCAGCUUCUUUGGUCGAUUGCCAGCCUAGUCGAAGUGUCCGUUGCAAGCAGGAAUUUUGUCAUUGCUGGUGGUGUAGUGCAGGACAUUUUACAUAUUGUAUCCAAGAACAAGAAGCUCGUGAUCCUCCGGCAUAUAAUGUUUCUCAUUGCGGUUCUUUUCUCGGACAUCCAAGAAUUCACGCCCGAUAUCGUCGAGUUGCUUCCCCUUUUGCCUCUCGUCUGUCGUCAGCUAUCUUCCGAAGACGUAACAAUACAGUCGGAUGCUGUUCGUGCUUGCAUGCUCAUGUCGGAAAACAUAGAUUUCUUUGGACCCAUGGCUGAUGCCGGUAUCAUGAGAAGAUUAGCACAGAUGACGUCGUCACGCUCAUCAAAUGUUAUUUUCGGCGUGCUUCGGUCAAUCGCAAACAUCAUCCAGGAAACGUCUUCUUUCACGAAAGAUAUGGUUAACGAAGGCCUUCUAACCAAUAUUCUUCCUCUCAUGUCACGCGGUGCAACAAUGCGAGAAGCUUGCUUUCUGGUGAGCAACAUUGCAGCCGAAGGUGGAGACAUGUUGCAAGCAGUCCUGGAUUCGGGCGUGCUCAAGGAAAUCUCAAAUUUGUUAGAAAUGGCAGACUACGAAACGCGUAAGGAGGCAUUUUACAUAAUGUAUCAUACGGCCAUGUCGACUCGAUCGUGCCAUCUCGCAGCUCUCCUUGGAGCUGAUUUACUCGCUCCACUUUGUGACUUUCUGACUGUUUUGGAGCAUUCUCUUGUGGCUGACGUUAUGGAGGCCCUUUCAUCGUUGCUUGCUUAUGGGGAAGAGCUCGCCAUGGGAUUAGCAGAUUUUUUGAAUCCUGUCGCUACUCGGAUGGAAGAGUUGGGAGCCAAGGAUAAACUGGAGUUCCUCUGUGAUAGCCAUUCGAUGAACAUACAUGUGGCUGCUCAUGAAAUUCUGGAAAGGUUAUUUUUCACAGAAUUUCUUUUCCAUGAAUUUUCGUAG